Messenger RNA from Peniophora sp. CBMAI 1063, 1836 nucleotides. NCBI's taxonomy places the organism in Eukaryota, Fungi, Basidiomycota, Agaricomycetes, Russulales, Peniophoraceae. The record is from the annotation of a GenBank genome assembly.
AUGUGUACGCGCAAGGUCAUACGCGAAGCGGUUACGCCCAGGCUCAGCAACGCGCGUGACGACACGCGCCGCCCGCGCGGCAAACGCGCCCCGUCACCUCCCUCGCUUCCGUUCCUUGACGGCGAACGUCCACUUGGCUCAAGCCAACCCAUAGACUCGGAAACAAUCUAUAGUGCUUAUAACUGCACUCUAAUGGCAUCGGAUGCUUGUAUUAAGAUGGUGCAUAUAAAGCCUAGUAUAUCUCGACUGAACAAGGAUUGCUUAGCGGAGAUCUUCUACAACUGUGCCUUUGAAAUUGACUACGGCUACGGUCGCAAUUCGCCUUGGGACCACCUAUCACGAGGGAAGAUGGUGGUCCAUCUCAGUCACGUCUGUAAAUCGUGGCGUCUCUUAGCCUUAUCUAUGAGCGAACUCUGGGCCAGCAUUGUGACCGCAUUUCCUGAUGGAUUCCCAGAGCGUCUCGAACGCGCGCGAGGCAUACCCCUCACGUUUGGCCCACAUCAUGAAUGGGAUCAUGAUGGGUGGAGCGCACAGACCUCGUACUUGACGGCACACGUUGAACGGUUCCGCACGAUUAUGUGCCCCGAAGAUCUACGUCUUUCAUGGAUCGAACAUCUCCCCGGAAAGGUCUUCCCUCACCUUCGUCAGGCCAGCUUCGCCAAUAGAGAGCCGGGAUAUUUCUCCGAUAUAUCUUUCCAGGCCGAUCACCUUCAAAGCCUUCGCUUAUACCAUUUCGCCGUGCACUUCACUGCACCAAACUUGACCAGCCUAACGAUCUACAUGCCCUUCGAAUGGCAAGUCGAACAAGCAGUCUCAUUCGGUCAGGAUGUUCCAGUCGAAGCCUUCAUCCCGGCCACGCAGUUAAUCAGGAUGUUGCGCUCGACGCCGCUGCUCACGCAUCUCAAGAUACACCACUGCAUAUUCUCCGAUGACUGGGACCCCACAGAGUGGGAUAGUGAGAAUGGCAGGCAAUCUAUUGUCACUCUCAAUCAUCUUGAAUAUUUGUCCAUCCGCAAGGAAUACUGCAGCCAUAUCGCUGUAUUCCUUUUGGCCCUAUCGAUACCCACGAGGACAUCCAUACGCUUCUCUACCUUUUUCCCGCGUUCGACGGAUGACGAACUUCAGCAUCUCUGUCGAGAGCUGGCCCCUUACAUGCGCUCAUCCUCGUGCAAUUCCGUGCGCGUUACGUCGCGCUGCGACUACAGCGACGAAAGCGCGUUCUUCGAACUCUUCCACAAGGAUCGAAGGGGCGCAUCAAUUUCUAUAUUCAUCGAAGACUCCGAACGGCGCCUAGAGGAUGGCUCAAUGUCGUCAGUUGCUAUUUACGAGGCCAUCUUCGCCGAGCUUCCCUCUUCUACGAUCCAUGAACUUUACGUGGACCCACCCACAGUUGAUCAAUCCUUCACUGCAGCGGACACGCCCGCAGUUUUUCACGGAUCAGCGCUCUCCGCCUCCGUCGAAACGCUCUACUACAGCCUGGAACCUCCCUUUGGACUGUCAACCGGCGAACUGGGCCCCGCUCAUUUUGGUAGGGGUUUACUUCCCGACUUUCUUCUCGACUGGCCCGCCACAUACCCUGCCUUAAAGCACGUUCGAAUCAGCAGCUAUGUCACUCUAUACAAGAAAGCUGUUGUGGCUGACGCCAUACAAAAAGUCAAGCAAUGGCUCGAGGCUCGCGUCAAAUUGGGCUUGCCUGUACAAACUCUCACGCUGUGUGGGACAAUCGAAGGGACGGAUGGCAAGGCUAACGACCUUGAUCUAUAUGGCCCCCUUCUGGAUCUCGUAGACGUUCAGGACACGCGACGGGUGUUUUCUUCCAAGUCAAGUAAUGUGUAG